Molecule: messenger RNA, 492 nt
Organism: Drosophila takahashii
Lineage: Eukaryota; Metazoa; Arthropoda; Insecta; Diptera; Drosophilidae
Product: REST corepressor
Biological process (GO): regulation of transcription by RNA polymerase II; negative regulation of DNA-templated transcription
Cellular component (GO): transcription regulator complex; histone deacetylase complex
Molecular function (GO): transcription corepressor activity
Source: RefSeq, a predicted model, not a curated record
UGAAGGAUGUCCCUGCAAAAGGAGAAGCGAGAUUCGCGCUACUGGAGCAAACAGGCAGCCAGUUUGCCCGAUUACCUGACUCCGGAGCAGCAGGAUCAGGAUCUGAAGCAGCUGCAACAUCGCGCCUCGAUCCUGUGGUCGCCGCAACUGCUGGAGAGCGACGAAAAGGAUGUGCGCGAAUACCUGGACCUCGCUGCCAGUCGCUACAACAUCGAGGAGGAGCAGGCGCUGUUCCUCCUGCGACGUCACGGAUUCGAUCUGCCCCUGGCCCGUCGACGUCUGCAGAGAUUUGAGACCGCUCGCGGAUGUCGCUAUCAUCGCUGGAAGGCCCAGGAUCUCGUCCGACUCUCCAAGGCCUUCGAUCGCUUCGGCGCCGACUUCGCCAAGGUCCGGGAGCAGUUACCCCACUUUCCUUUGGCCGAACUCCGGCUGUAUUUUUACUUUAUGUACGCGAAGGUCAAGGAUUCCGGGGGCCAACAAAUCAUACAUUGA